AUGAUUUUUAAAUGUAAUAAUAUUCUCUUGUUAAUCUUUAUAACUCUUAUUUUUUCAAGUAAUAGUUAUGAAUGUUCUGUUGGUUGUACUGAUGGUUGUUUUGCAAAUUAUACUUGUAAUGGAAAAUGUAAAGAAGGUUAUUAUCAAGAUGCAUCAUGUCAACAUUGUUUAUGGAUAGAUCCAUAUAGUAAUAGUAAUAAAGCAUAUAUCCCAACAAGUACAGGAUGUCAAUUAAGUUCUAAUAUAAUAACUAAAACUACAUGGAUACCAGACCCAACAACAAUACCAGAAUUAUUAUUAGAUAAAGAGAAUUAUUUUCAUAUAGGAUUAAGUUCAAUAGUAGAUAGUUCACCAUGUCAUCACUGUCAAGAAUAUUUAUUUGGUAAAUGGUUUAAAAUACCAAAAUCAUCAAUUCCAAAUUCUAGAGUUUUCUUUAUUCUUUCAAAAGAAAAUAAAAUUGAUAUUAAUUUAUCACUUGAUAUAUCUUCUUCUAAUUCAUUUGAUACAAUAACUUAUUGUUCUGGACAUAUUCUUAUUAACAAAACUACACCAUCUUCAACUCUUGAUUUUCAUGCUGUUGAUACUUUUACUGAUUCAGAUGAAAAAAUGUAUUAUAUUUUUAUUAAUAUUGAAGAAUAUGCUGAAGUUGAUGUUAAAUUAAUUGCUAAAACAACUUCUAUUACUCAUAAUACAUAUUAUUCAUUUACACAAGAAGAUGCAGAUUAUCUCUCAAGUGAUUUAACUAGAAUAAAAACUGUUCAUUUUCCUUUAAGCCAAGAAGGAAUGAUUAAUUAUGCUACUUGUUCUCCUAAUUUGAUAUUUAAAAUACUUUUGUUUACAAUGAAAUUUAAUGGAAAUUAUUCAAUUAGAAUUGAUUCUUCAAAUAAUAAUAGAGUAGUUUAUCUUCAAGAGUAUCAAAUUGGUUUAACUACAAAUGAUACUGUUUGUCGUCACAUUUGGUGUUCUCAUCAACAUGGAGUUUUAGGUGAUGAUGAUGGAGGAGAUUCAUUAUAUGUUAAAAUAAAAGGAAAUGAAGAACAAACAAGAUACUUUGCGUUAAUGACUCAAGAAAAUGAUGUUGAUAUUGAUUUACAUUUUAAAGCUAUUUGUAUUGAUUCAUGUAAUCGUGAAUCAAAAUUAGGAAUCUGUUCAACAAAAAAAGGAAAAUGUAGAUGUAUUGAAGGACAUGGAGGGGAUGAUUGUCAUUUAUUAUGUUUUUAUAAUUUUACAUGGCAAGUAAGUGAUUAUAGUCAAUUAUGUUAUUAUGGAUCAAAUCAUUGUGAUCAAUGGUGUAAAUGUGAAAAUGGAUAUAAAUUAGAAGAUAAUGUAUGUGUGAGUGAUACUUGUGCUAAUGGAGGAGUUUCUAAAGAUGAAGAGUGUCUAAGAGGAAGUGAAGGGUGUUUAGUUAAUUGUCAAUGUCAAAAAGAUUUAGGAUGGGUUGUUGAUAAAAAAGAACAUAGAUGUAUUUCAACACAAUGUGGAAAUAGAAAAAUAGAUAAAUUAUAUGAUAUCUAUGGAUAUCUUAGAACAGAAGAAUGUGAUAGUGGACUUAAUUGUGAUACGUUUUGUAAAUGUAUUGAUGGAUAUGAACCAGACCCAAACCAACCAGGUUCAUGUAGAGAGAAAAUAUUUCCAAGUUGGGGAAUUGCAUUAAUAAUAAUUCUUUCAAUAUUAGUUAUGAUUAUUUUAAUUAUUAUAUUAGGCAUAUUUAUAUAUUUUAUAAUGAAACAUAAAACAAUUGAUAUUAAUAUUUAUAAAACACAACAACCAGUAUAUCACUAUUAUAUCAAUGGCUCUAUUAAUACUCCUCCUUCUAAAGAAGCAAAAUAUGAAAUUGAUCCAAUUCAAUUAGAUUUUGGAAAUGAUAACGAAGCUACCAUUGUAAUGGAAACUCGAUUUGAAAGAGUAGAAAUAAAAAAUUAUUCAAGAAAUAAAUGGAUGAUGAUUAUUUUUCAUACACCAAAUAAUCCAAAAUAUGUAUUUUAUUUUGAACCUCAAGUAUUAUUUAUAAGACCUCACACUACUCCAAAAGUUGAAACGGUUUAUAUGACACUUCAUUGUACUACAAAAAUUAGAGAUAUGAAAAUCCCUUAUACUGUUUGGUUUAGUAAAUCAAAAUCAACAUUAGAAUCUAUUGCCUCUCUUUUAAAAAAUAAAACGUUUGAUAAUUGGACUCAAGAUGAUCAAUUACAAAUAGAUAAACUUUGUAAAAAUAUUAGAAGACAUUACCAUCACCACUUCAUUAUUACUACAGAUGCUGCUUCUUCUACUCAUAUUGAUAUGGACGAAUUAAAUAUAUCUGACAAUCCUAUUGCUGAAGGUGCUAUGGGAAGAGUAUUUAUUGGAAGUUAUAGAAGUGUUCCAGUUGCAGUAAAACAAUUUAGAUGGGAAAAUUUAACAGAAGAAGAAGUAGAAGAAUUAAAACAUGAAGUAAUAGCAGAAUGUGAAAUGAUGAGUAAAUUAAGAAAUCCUUUUAUUGCAAAUUAUAUGGGAUCAGUUACUUAUAUUCCUCAAAUUUCAAUGGUUAUUCAAUUCUUUGUUUUAGGUUCAUUAGGUGAGUAUUUAAGAAAAGAAAAAGAAGAUUAUGUAAAAUUACCUUAUCGUUUAAAAAUUAGAAUGUUAUUUGAUACUGCUAGAGGAAUGCAAUUUUUACAUGAAAACAGAAUUAUGCACUUAGACCUUAAACCAGACAAUUUAUUAGUUAAUUCUUUAUAUACUGAUUCUGCUUGUUGUGUAAAAAUUACUGAUUUUGGUACUUCAAGAAUGGUAAAAAAAACUAAUAAAAGUGAAGAUAAAGGACUUGGUACACCAAUUUAUGCUGCUCCAGAAACAUAUCAUGAUGAAUAUUCAUAUGCAGGAGAUGUGUAUUCAUAUGCUAUAACAGCUUGGGAAAUUUUUUAUCAAGACGAACCUUAUAAAGAAUUUAAAUCUUUAUUUGAUAUUAAACAAUACGUCACUGAUGGAAAACGUCUUGUUAUUGAUGAUACUAUGCCAAUUGGUUUAAAAGAACUAAUUCAAAAAUGUUGGAAACAACAUCCUAUUGAAAGAUAUAGUUUUGAUCAAGUUACAAGAGAACUUGUUAAAGUAGAUGAAGACGCACCAAAUCAUAUAGAAUUAGAUAAUUAUGUUUCAGACCAAAGAAUAGAAGAAUUAAUAAAUAAAAGAACAGAAAGAAUUCAAAAACAAUUAAAAGAAAUUAAUCAAGAUUAA
Messenger RNA from Entamoeba dispar SAW760, 3210 nucleotides. Its product is annotated as serine-threonine protein kinase, putative. Gene Ontology annotation, biological process: protein phosphorylation. Bases 1 to 3210 code for a protein of 1069 amino acids. The transcript has a single exon. The record is from RefSeq and is a predicted model, not a curated record. NCBI's taxonomy places the organism in Eukaryota, Evosea, Mastigamoebida, Endamoebidae. Gene Ontology annotation, molecular function: protein kinase activity; ATP binding.